Aureobasidium vineae is the source of this 1458-nucleotide messenger RNA. The record is from the annotation of a GenBank genome assembly. Lineage: Eukaryota; Fungi; Ascomycota; Dothideomycetes; Dothideales; Saccotheciaceae.
AUGGAUGGCUUCGCCUAUUUUUAUUUGAACAAUGCGCCCAGACACAAUAGUACUGCCUAUCGCCAGUCGCUGGGUACUACUUCUGGCCAUGUGAAUCCUCCUCCCCAGCACUCCUCGCCCUCUUCUCCUCCUGCUUCUCUCCCAUCCUCGCCUCCAACAUCGCCGCUUCCGCUGUCCCGCUCUACUUCGCCUUUUCGCAGAUCACGUCGCAGACGACCCUCCGCUGCAACCACUACCUCUGAUCCUCUUUUCGACCUCUACAGAAAAGACUCUGCUUCUUCAGAAGUGACAACAAAGCCCGGAGAUAUGGAAGGAGCAACAAUUCGCGAACAACGGCAGGCCACAAGCGGCAGCAUUUCCUCUGCCGCGAGCAGCUCUCACAACUUGCUUGCCAACCCCUUCGAACUACGUCACGGCCAGAUUCAACGCCAGUCGUUGCGAACACUGCUCGGCGUCACUAUCCUCGGCAAGCCGUCAUGCGUCCCGAAUAUCGCAAAAGAUGUACCCAAAAGAGUCUUGGAGUUAGGUUGUGGAAGUGCGUUCUGGACGGGUAGUUGCCACGAGUGGUUUUCUAGCCUAGGACACCCCAAUGUCGAGUUUACAGGACUGGACUUUGCGCCGCUGGCACCGGAUCUUCGACGACAAGGAGUAAACUGGAACUUCAUACAACACGAUUUCCGACGCUUCCCUUGGCCGUUUGAGAAUGAUCAGUUCGAUUAUAUUAUGCUGAAAGACUUGUCUUUGACAGUACACAUGGGUCUCGAGACGCAGCGCUUUAUGGACGAGAUAAUGCGCAUCCUGGCUCCUAAAGGCACACUCGAAAUUUGGGAAUCAGACCAUGUAUUGCGCUGCUUGCUACCACAACCACUACCGCCUAAAGGCAUGACGGCAGAAGAAGAGAAGACAUGUCGCGACACGAAAACCUAUCUCAUCUCCACAGCCACACCCUUUGCACCGGCGCAAAACAGAUACAUCGCGGACUCCAACACCUGGAUUCACACUGCUCUUGACAAGCUCAAUCUGCCCUCUUCACCCUGCACUCGUAUGGCCGAGAUCCUGUACCAAGAAACAGCCCUCGUAGACAUUACUUCCCGCCGCAUCGCCAUCCCCCUGGGCCAGAUGCGCUGGGAAAAGGAUUCGGAGGGCAAGCUCAUCCGCUCAGGCAGCAGCGGCAACCUUUUCGGCACCGUCUCGCCCAAAGCAAGCAAACCAAAAGCUAGUGGUGAAGCAAUGCUCACGGAUGACCAAGCCGCCGUGCGCUCCACAGCCAUGCUCACCGUGAUUCAAAAGAUUGAGUCUUUGGAACCGUUGCUCAAAGAGGCCAGUGGCAAGAAUGCUGAAGAGUGGACGCGAUGGUGGGCUGGUAUGAUGACUUCACUGCUUGAUCAAGAGAACAGUGGAGGUGGCAGUGAGGUUCUGGAAAUUGGCGCUUGGUGGGCCACUAAAGAAAGUUCUUGA